UCUCAGUCCCCUACCCUGUUCCUCAUCAUUCAGGCCCCAAGUCCAUCCCUGGAGACAACAGCUGAACCCUGUUGCUUAGCAACCAUGCCUAGUCAAAAUGGGGCUCCAGGCAGCCCUCAGCAAAGGAAUGAUGGACUAUGAAUGCAGUGGGGGGCUCUAAGAGAAUGAGACCUUAAGAGGUACACUCCUCACCCCCAGGGAAGUGGUUGUGUCCAGAGUUGGCAGUGCCCAAGGGUGAGGUAAGAACUGCUUCUCCUAGCACCUGAAGGACUCUUGUUCAAGAAGCAUGAAUUCCUAGCAUUCCCUGCAAAGGGACAAGACUGGGAGAUGGGGGUAGGGGAGAGGGUGCAAGCCCCACCCAGGGCGGUGACCACUAAAGGGAAAGGGACAGACAGGAGCCUAGGAAAGAAGCAGGAUGGCAGCAGGGGCAACGGCUGGAACCUGGGUGCUGGUCCUCAGUCUAUGGGGGGCAGUAGUAGGCGCUCAAAAUAUCACAGCCCGGAUUGGAGAGCCAUUGGUGCUGAACUGUAAGGGGGCCCCCAAGAAACCACCCCAGCAGCUGGAAUGGAAACUGAAUACAGGCCGGACAGAGGCUUGGAAGAUCCUGUCUCCCCAGGGAAGCCCCUGGGAUAGUGUGGCUCGUGUCCUCCCCAAUGGCUCCCUCCUCCUUCCAGCAAUUGGGAUCCAGGAUGAGGGGACUUUCCGGUGCCGGGCAACCAACAGGCAUGGAAAGGAGACCAAGUCCAACUACCGGGUCCGAGUCUACCAAAUUCCUGGGAAGCCAGAAAUUCUAGAUCCUGCUUCUGAACUCAUGGCUGGGGUCCCGAAUAAGGUGGGGACAUGUGUGUCCGAGGGAAGUUACCCUGAGGGAACUCUUAGCUGGCACUUAGAUGGGAAACCCCUGAUACCUGAUGGAAAAGGAGUGUCUGUGAAGGAACAGAUUAGGAGAAACCCUGAGACAGGGCUCUUCACACUCCAGUCAGAACUGAUGGUGACCCCAGCCCGGGAUGGAAAUGCCCACCCCACCUUCUCCUGUAGCUUCAGCCCAGGCAUUCCCAGGCGCCGGGCCUUGAACACAGCCCCCAUCCAGCCCAGUGUCUGGGAGCCUGUGCCUCUGGAGGAAGUUCGAUUGGUGGUGGAACCAGAAGGGGGAGCAGUAGUUCGUGGUGGGACCGUGACUCUGACCUGUGAAGCCCCUGCCCAGCCCCCUCCUCAAAUUCACUGGGUGAAGGAUGGCAUGCCCCUGCCCCUUCCCCCUAGCCCCAUCCUGCUCCUCCCUGAGGUAGGGCCUCAGGACCAGGGGACUUACAGUUGCGUUGCUACACAUCCCAGCCAUGGGUCCCAGGAAAGCCCUGCUGUCAGCAUCAGCAUUACAGAAACUGGAGAGGAGGGGCCAACCACAGGAUCUGUGGGAGGAUCAGAGCUGGGAACUGUAGCCCUAGCUCUGGGGAUCCUGGGAGGCCUAGGGAUAACUGCCCUCCUCAUUGGGAUCAUCAUGUGGAGAAAGAGGCGACGCCAAGGAGAGGAGAGGAAGGCCCCAGAAAACCAGGAGGAAGAGGAAGAACGUGCAGAGUUAAAUCAGUCAGAGGAGCCGGAGGCAGCCGAGAGUGGAACAGGAGGGUCUUAAGGGGACCCCAGUCAGAUCCUGUCCUUCAGUUCCCUUGCUUUUUUCCCUUGAACUGUGCUGGCCCUAAACCCUGUACAAUCUCUACCCCACCUCAACACACUUUCUUCCACAACCAGAGCCCUCCACAAACCAUGCUGAAUAAACACCUGAUACAUCUUGC
Molecule: messenger RNA, 1787 nt
Organism: Urocitellus parryii (Arctic ground squirrel)
Lineage: Eukaryota; Metazoa; Chordata; Mammalia; Rodentia; Sciuridae
Gene: Ager
Product: advanced glycosylation end-product specific receptor
Biological process (GO): regulation of p38MAPK cascade; regulation of inflammatory response
Cellular component (GO): plasma membrane
Molecular function (GO): signaling receptor activity; laminin receptor activity
Source: RefSeq, a predicted model, not a curated record